Molecule: messenger RNA, 1101 nt
Organism: Trichomonas vaginalis G3
Lineage: Eukaryota; Parabasalia; Trichomonadida; Trichomonadidae
Product: protein of unknown function (DUF3447)
Exons: 1
Coding region: 1-1101 (366 amino acids)
Molecular function (GO): protein binding
Source: RefSeq, a predicted model, not a curated record
AUGUCUAAUCAAGACAGCCAUGCAAAGGAAUACAUCAAAUUGCUAAGUAUAUGCAAAUACUACAUUGACUCAUAUCAUGCAUUGUAUAACCUGAAAACGGAAAAAGAAGAAGAAUUAAACUUAAUUUACAACAAGAUCAAGACAGAAUUUAUUGAUUCAAAGAAAUCUCUUCCCACAAAUAUAAUAAAAGAUAUUUUGGAGAUAAUUCCCUAUAAUAAUCGCUAUGCAAAUUCAUAUUUAUAUCUUGCCAAACUCAUAUCUGAUGAAUAUCAAGUCAAGGAGGUCAACAAUGUUAUACCUAUCUCAAGCUUCUUGUUUUUCAAAAAAUAUGGAAUUAAAUUAAACAAGUCUGUUGAUUUCGAAAAAAUUCAAUUUGAAAACCCUGAUAUUCAUACAGAAAAUACAAUUUACAGAGCCAUUAUGUAUGAUGAUCUAAAAAGAUUCAUCGCAUUCACAGAAAAAGAAGGAUUUAAUGAAAAUCGAAUACUUAAAUGCAGUUUAUAUCCACAUCCUGGAUAUACAUUACUUGAAUUUUGUUGUUAUCAUGGAGCAGUUGAUUGUUUUAAGUUUUUAAGAACUAAAUUUAAAUCAGAAAUAACUCAAUGGUGUCUAAUUCUUUCAUUUUUAGGAAGAAAUCAGGAGAUCAUGAGUGAGUGUUUGAAAUAUCAGAAACCAGAUUAUGAAUGCAUGGAAUUUGCGAUUAUUUCGCAUAACAUUGAUUUUGUUGCAUUCUUGAUGAAUGAGUUCGAAUUACGUAUUUCAAUCUAUGAUUGCGGAAAAUAUAAUAAUCUUGCUGCAUUUUUGGUUUUUUUCGAUCAAACUAAUGAUAUUAACAAAUGCUUUGCUUAUUCAUCAAUGUUUAAUAUUCCAUCCCUUUGCGAAUUUUUCCUUUCAUGUGGUUUAAGCAUCAAUACAUGUUUUUAUGAUGGAAGAACUGCUCUCCAUUGUGCGGCAUAUAACAAUAGUAAAGAAACUGCCGAAUAUCUUAUUUCACAUGGUGCAAAUAUUAAUCAAAAAGAUCAAUAUAAAAAACCGCUCUUCAUUUUGCAACAGAAAGAUAUAAUAAAGAAAUUGCCGAAUAUCUUAUUUCACAUGGUAUAA